AUCCGUUUCAUCAAGUUCAGUCAGUGCGGGCUGCAGACUGCUGCUGGUCACAGACGACACUCAUUGACUUUUUUAAAUUAAAAAAAAAAGGUUUUGUCCCAUCACAGGAGACACCAUGAACACUCUGAACCAGCAGUACGAGGAGAAGGUGCGUCCCUGCAUCGACCUCAUCGACUCUCUCCGCUCUCUGGGUGUAGAGAAGGACUUGGCGCUGCCUGCCAUCGCCGUGAUUGGAGACCAAAGCUCGGGGAAGAGCUCCGUGCUGGAGGCGCUGUCAGGGGUGGCUCUGCCGAGAGGAAGCGGCAUUGUGACGAGAUGUCCUCUCGAACUGAAGAUGAAGAGAAGGAAAGAGGGAGAGGAGUGGUUUGGAAAGAUUAGCUACCAGGACCACGAGGAAAUGAUCGAAGACCCUGCAGAUGUGGAGAAAAAGAUAAGAGCAGCUCAGGAUGAAAUGGCCGGGGUCGGAGUGGGGAUCAGCAAUGACCUCAUCAGUCUGGAGAUCGCCUCCCCGGAUGUUCCAGACCUGACGCUCAUUGACCUGCCGGGCAUCGCCAGAGUGGCCGUAAAGGGACAACCGGAGAAUAUUGGUGAACAGAUCAAGAGACUGAUUGAGAAGUUCAUCACAAGGCAAGAGACCAUCAGCUUGGUGGUCGUCCCGUGCAACGUGGACAUCGCGACCACAGAGGCUUUGAAGAUGGCGCAGCAGGUGGAUCCUGAUGGAGAGAGGACUCUGGGUAUCUUGACCAAACCUGACCUGGUGGACAAAGGCACAGAGGGGACAGUGGUUGAAAUUGUCCAUAAUGAAGUCAUCCACCUGACGAAGGGCUACAUGAUCGUCAAGUGCAGGGGUCAGAUGGAGAUCUCACAGAACGUGUCUCUUACCGAAGCAACUGAAAAAGAGAAAGCUUUCUUCGAAGAUCAUGCAUAUUUCAGCACUCUUUACAAUGAAGGCCACGCCACUGUCCCUAUGCUGGCUGAGAAACUCACACUUGAGCUGGUGCAUCACAUUGAGAGAUCCCUGCCAAGACUGGAAGAGCAGAUAGAGGAGAAACUGGCACAGACUCAGGCAGAGCUGGACAGAUAUGGCAAUGGACCCCCGUCUGAUCCAGCUGAGAGACUCAUCUUCGUCAUUGACAAAGUGACUGCGUUCACUCAGGAUGCCAUCAGUCUGACUAUAGGAGAGGAACUCAAAUGCGGAGAGAAGCUCAACGUCUUUUCCGUGCUGAGGAAACAGUUUGGACAAUGGAAAGCCCACGUGGACCGCUCAGGGGCAAACUUUAACAAGAAAAUUGAAAGAGAGGUGGAGGAAUAUGAAGAGCGGUACCGUGGCAGAGAGCUACCAGGCUUCAUCAACUACAAGACCUUUGAGGUCAUGGUCAAGGAGCAGAUCAAGCAGCUGGAAGAACCAGCUGUCAAGAAACUCCGAGACGUAGGAGAUGCUGUUAAAAAGGUGUUCUUACAGCUGGCCCUCAGCAGCUUCACUGGAUUUCCUAACCUCGUGAAGACAGCCAGGGCGAAGAUUGAAGCCAUCAAGAAAGAAAAAGAGUCUGUUGCUGAAUCCAUGCUGAGAACUCAGUUCAAGAUGGAGCUGCUUGUUUACUCUCAGGACAGGACCUACAGCAGCAGUCUGAACGAGCGCAAGAAAGAGGAGGAUGAGCAGGAACUCAAACAAAAAAGUAAACAUGUUAGAGAACGAAGCAUUAUCAUGGACAACCAUGCAACACUUGAGCAGCUGAUGAUGCACCUUAAAUCAUACUACCAAAUUGCUGGCAUGCGUCUGGCUGACCAAAUCCCGCUGGUGAUCCGCUACCAGAUGCUGCAGGAGUCAGCCAUCCAGCUACAUAGGGAGAUGAUGCAGAUGAUUCAGAACAAGGACAAUUUGGAUUUCUUGCUGAAGGAGGAUUUUGACAUCGGCAGCAAGAGGACGGCUUUGAAGAGCCGCCUCAAACGCCUCAUGCGGGCCCGAGCAUACCUGGUGGAGUUUUAGAGGCCAAGGGCUUGCAGCGUGAGUCUGCUAUGCAUCUUUCAUCGGUCAAAUACAGUAUCAUUGUAGUUAUAGUAUUGUUACUCUAUACUAUGCUGUAUUAUUUGUAUUUUUUUAAUGUAUCCACUUCAGAAUGGACAGAUUUGCUUCGUGUCAAUAAAGGGAGAUCUUUUUAAUGUACUGCAAUAAAUUUUCUGUUUUCAUGAAAAAAAAAAAAAAAGCCAGUUUGGGGUUUUUUUGCACAUAAAAUAUAUAGAAGGAACUAAAAAGGAUUCUAAAAUAAAGAACUCUAUAUAUUUGUUUAAAUAAAGAAUAGUUUUGCCUAA
Messenger RNA from Stegastes partitus (bicolor damselfish), 2310 nucleotides. Its product is annotated as interferon-induced GTP-binding protein Mx. The coding region runs from base 116 to 1987 and encodes 623 amino acids. Gene Ontology annotation, molecular function: GTP binding; microtubule binding; GTPase activity. The transcript is spliced from 12 exons. Lineage: Eukaryota; Metazoa; Chordata; Actinopteri; Pomacentridae. Gene Ontology annotation, cellular component: plasma membrane; nucleus; microtubule. The record is from RefSeq and is a predicted model, not a curated record. Gene Ontology annotation, biological process: defense response to virus; synaptic vesicle budding from presynaptic endocytic zone membrane; receptor internalization.